Molecule: messenger RNA, 904 nt
Organism: Ectocarpus sp. CCAP 1310/34
Lineage: Eukaryota; Phaeophyceae; Ectocarpales; Ectocarpaceae
Source: the annotation of a GenBank genome assembly
AUGUGCAUGCGCGCGUUAGGGUCUCGACUUGCGACGUCCACAUCUAGGCAGCACAAGGGUGCAGCGGACACCGUGUAUGCGGGCGAGACGUACCGCAUCAGGAUAAGGUUCCCGGCAAACUAUCCCAUUGAGGCUCCCGAAGUCGUCUUCGUUCCGACGGCGCCGCUACACCCGCACAUUUAUACGAACGGACACAUCUGCUUGUCGAUCUUAUAUGAUGAGUGGAGCCCAGCGCUGACCAUCCAGAGCGUAUGUCUCAGCAUUCUGUCUAUGCUCUCCAGCUGCACAGCCAAGGAAAAACCACCGGACAACGACGCGUACGUGAGGAAGAUUGGUCGCGGCUCUCCCAAGACGACCAUCUGGGCAUUCCAUGACGAUACCGUUUGAUAUCCAGUCAACAGUCUCCGCUCUCGUGCGGUGGCCUUCCGUGGUCGUGGUCAUAGCGGUGGAAUUAGUCUUUGCCCGGCCUUGUCGCCCACAACCUGCUGUAUGUGGGGCGUUCUUCGAAGAGUCCGGGGUGGGGGGGGGCUUGGUGCGCUCUUGUUCGUGCGGCCUAAACUGGCGCUUCGGACGGCAGCAGCACGGGCGUCUCUUUCUCUCCCUCUUUGGAAAGUAUCUUGGCUUCUUUUUCUGUGUGUGUUCGUUUGUGUUGUGUGCUACUAGCACAAGGCCGCCGCUGCCGCUGCCAGUAGCUCCGUUGCUGUAGCUGGUUUUUCAGAGAAGACACAUUGCUGCUGCUGUGGGGUGCGAUAACUAACGGCGUCUUGGCGGCUGGCUGCGGAUGGAUACCUUGCGUGUUUGUCGCUCUUGCGCUGCUGGGGGGUAGGUGGGUGGAUGGCAUCAUGGCGUAGGGAGGGGCAGAGAGAAUCUUGGUGUGUCUGCACACGCGGCGCGAGGGGGGGGG